AUGGCAAUCUCCCUUUCUUCCUCUUACCUCCUCACUUUAUUCCUCACAAUCGCCGCCGCCGCCGUCCUUCGCCUCCCCACGCCCACCCACUCCGCCACCCACCACUCCGACGUACAACUCCUGAAGCAGCUCAAACGUACAAUCGCCCAAAGCACUAUCCCCCCUGGUUCCUGCAUCGACUCAUGGGACUUCACCCUCGACCCCUGCGACAACCUCUUCUCCGACAAAUUCACCUGCGGCCUCCGCUGCAACUCCUCCUCCGCCGCCGCCCGCGUCACCGAGCUCUCCCUCGACCCCGCCGGCUACUCCGGCUCCCUCGCCGCCGUCCCAUGGUCCGCCGCCCCCUACCUCCAGAUCCUCGACCUCUCCGACAACAACUUCUCGGGUCCCAUACCCGAAUCUCUCUCCGCCCUGACCCGGCUCAGGCGGCUCGGCCUGUCCGGCAACUCGCUCUCCGGCCCGAUCCCCGACUCGCUCGGCUCGCUCGCGGGGCUGGAGGAGAUGUGCCUUGACAGAAACAAUCUCACGGGGACCGUCCCCUCGAGCCUCAACAGCCUCGCUAAUUUGAAAAGGCUCGAGAUCCAAGGGAACCGACUCGGGGGCGAGUUUCCCGAUCUGGGUCGACUCGGUAGCCUCAGUUUCCUCGACGCCAGUGACAACGCCAUUUCGGGCGGCCUUCCGGCGUCCCUGCCGCCUGCCCUCGUCGAGAUAGCGAUGAGGAAUAAUCAGUUGGAGGGGAAUAUUCCGGCGGGCUUGGUGGCGCACUCAGCUUUCCUUCAGGUGAUGGACUUGAGCCACAACCAACUCACCGGGUCGAUACCUGCGGGUUUGUUCGCCCACCCGUCUCUAGAGCAACUAACAUUAUCAUAUAACCAAUUUGGGUCGAUCGAAAUACCCGGCGACUCGGGUUCGGGCAGUCAACUCAUAUCCGUUGACCUGAGCAACAACCAAAUUCACGGGUUUUUACCCGGAUUCAUGGGUCUAAUGACCUGUCUAUCGGCUUUGUCGUUGGAGAAUAAUCAGUUCUCGGGUUUGAUUCCGACCCAGUACGUGUUGAAGGUGAUGGGCCCAGGAACGGGCCAAGGGGCGGCGUCCCAAUUUGAGAGGCUGUUGUUGGGUGGGAAUUAUUUGUACGGGCCGAUACCGGGUGGGUUUCUGGGCCUGAAAGCGGGGUCGGUCACGGUCCGGCUGGGGGACAACUGCCUGUACCGGUGUCCGGUGAGGUGGUUUUUCUGUGAGGGUGGGGUACAGAAGUCAUUGAAUGAGUGUAGAGCCUUUGGCCCAAUCAUUCCUUGA
Molecule: messenger RNA, 1296 nt
Organism: Striga hermonthica
Lineage: Eukaryota; Viridiplantae; Streptophyta; Magnoliopsida; Lamiales; Orobanchaceae
Source: the annotation of a GenBank genome assembly